AUGUUUGGUUGAGUUCGAGACAAGAAGCAAAGAGACAAUGCCGUCGUCAUUCCAACCGUUUGUAUACGUCCUGUUGCUCGGUGUGUCGGGGCUCUUCCUCUUUGGUGGGUUCUAUUCCCCUGAGCGACAACCCAACAGGGCGCUCUUGACACCAGAUCCCCAACCCAAAGUUUUGGCCGCCAAGUAUGACAAACCCAAACCGCUUCAGCGCACGCCGUUUACUCUGGACAGCUUUCGUGUCCAUGGCAUCAACUUGGCUCACUAUGGAUUGGAACAAGAUCACGGUAAUGUCCCAGCCACCAUUCUCCUGACGGACUAUUUCCGGCUGUACCAUGAUUUUGCCUUGACCACGGGCGGUCACUUACAGGGUGAUGAAGAUUGGACGACGCUGUUGGAAUUCCGAAAACGAUUGCAGCAUCCCGGUCUCGCAUUUUACUACGACAAGAUUGCCCAGAAACGAUGGCUCAUGGCAUUUGGGGAUAUCCCCGUUCCUCAGCCAUACCAGUUGGUGUACCGUGAUCAUGAUAUAGCGAAGGAUGAAAACAAAAAGUCGUGGAUUCAGCAGCAUUUGCCCAAAGGUCGUGACUACGUGGCCAAGCCGUCUCAUACAGCCCCAGAUGAAUCAGGAAAGGGAGUUUGGUUGGUGCAAACGAAGAAAGACAUUUCUGUCAACACCAAACACAGUCCUCAGCAGGCAGAAAAGAAAAACCAAAUGCGAGGCAAGAACAGGAACAAGAAUGCCAAGACCCAAUCUCACAUGGAAGCUCACGGUUCUGCUAUUGAUGACAGUGAACGGGCCGUGGCGGAGCAAUUGGCAAACCAUUUGCAUCAUGAAAAGCGCAACCCCAAGAAUUGGGCUCGCCAACAAGUUCAACCAGGUUACAUUGUCGAGGAACGGAUCGUCUCCAUCAUUGAUGAUUCACGUACGGAUGUUAUCAUGCACAACAACCUACCACCCAUGGACUUCAAGGUCUACGUCCUGUGGGGACGUGUCUUUGUGGCUAGCUGGAGCCAAGGAGCCGACGACAAUUCGCUGAUUGGGAGGGUCUACCGCAAUGGGACUGUGGUUUCAUCGCAUAAUAAACAAGAGCAUCAACCCGCGCUCGGUGACGAUGAUGAGUUCCCAUUGGAUGACCCAAAAAAGAAAGUGAAAAGUAAAGAGAGCAAAGGCAAGCCAAUGCCCGAAGCAAAGAAACCAAAGCCAGUGUUCUAUGACCGCCUACCGGAAUGGGUCAAUUGGGCUCAGAUUCUGACGCUUGCAGAAGGUUUGGGUCAACACAAAGAUAUGAUCCGUGUCGACUUGUUGGUUGGUUUGCCAUCGGAUCAUCCCGCUUGGCGGCAGGAUCGUGCCGCACAGAUUGCUGCCACCCAAGUUUAUGUCAAUGCAAUUACACUGGACCCCGUGGGAGAUGAGUUGCCCGAUGACAUGUUGAAGGAAGCGGCGCGACUAUGGGUUGCUGGAUACAAGAUGGGCAUUUUUGGAAGAAUCCCCAGUGCCUCUGAAGUCCCACCCGCGUACGGGGAUCCCAGCGUAGAGGAAGUCGCCGAAGAGUUUGCGGGUCGAAUGAUUUUCACCAAUCGAAUGGCAGUGGCACAUGCCAAGAGCGCUGCAGCACGUCACCCUGUGUGGGGCAGUGCCAUGGAGAUUGGUGGAGGAAGGAGAAGAAAGUGA
This is a messenger RNA of Seminavis robusta, 1672 nucleotides long. NCBI's taxonomy places the organism in Eukaryota, Bacillariophyta, Bacillariophyceae, Naviculales, Naviculaceae. The record is from the annotation of a GenBank genome assembly.